This is a messenger RNA of Poecilia reticulata (guppy), 3020 nucleotides long. RefSeq lists its product as uncharacterized. The record is from RefSeq and is a predicted model, not a curated record. Lineage: Eukaryota; Metazoa; Chordata; Actinopteri; Cyprinodontiformes; Poeciliidae.
AAAUUUCUUUUAAGUCAUAUUUGAUAUAUACAUAAUUUGUAACAGUGCAAUGUAAGAUAAUAACUUAGUUGUGCUACAAAAUGGCUCUAUGUGGCUCAUAAAGGGACAGUAUUAUAUAAAAUCAACUUUUUUGUGCUUCACAUCAUAUUAUAAUUUUAUCAAUUAGCAAUCAAAGCAACAGAGUGUUGCUUUGAUUCUGUCAUGAAUGUUUAAGUCCUUGAAUCUCCCAUGGCAACCAUUCAGCUGUGCCCAAACCUUUGCUCACACAAAUCUAACGUUUACCAAACAGCUUCUGCCUCAUGACUCUACUCAGCUCCUCCAGACUAGCGGCAGCAUGCUCUUCAAUCUUCAUUACAUGAAUCCCAAUAAUAUUCACCCAGUGACUAUUGUGUUAAACCCAGUAAAACUGUUUCUGUUAUACCAACUCCAGAAUCAUGUUUCUUAUCCAGUCAGUUUUAAACUCUAAGGAAACUGAACCUCCUGACCUUGAAGUGAAUCAGAGAAUAAGAACCAACAUUUAUAGCUUCAGAUGAAUCCAUCCUAACAAUCUGUCUGUUUCCUCUGCAGGUGAAGGCAGUGUGAGCUGAUGUGGAUUCAGCAGCAUGGAUCAGGAUCAGGAUGUGAAUGAGAGCGUUCCUCUGCUCAGAGAGCAGAAGAAACGGAGCAGAGGUCAAAGUUCAGAGGAUCAACAUCCCAUCCCAACAUGUCUGACUUGGUGUUGCUCAUUCUGCAGCACACAGAGACCAGACUCACCUGAAGCCCAGCCUGUAACCGGACCAGAGACGGUGUCAGAAUACGAACCCAACUCUGGAUCAGAAACCAUUUCAAUUUAUGAACCAGAACCAGAACCUGAACCUGAGAAUCUAUCAGGAUAUGGACUCAACUCUAAACCUGAACCUCCAUCUGAGACCUUAUCAAGAUGUGAACGUGGAUCAAAACUGGUACCAGAACCAGACACCCUGUUGGGAUUUCAACCUAAAUUUGUGCCCAGAUCUGAAUCCAUAUCAAUUUAUGAACCUGAGUUAAUAUCAGUACCAGUACCAGAUGCUGAGGCACCAUCAGGGUUUGAACCCAAGUCUGAACCUGAACCUCCAUCUGAGCUCUUAUCAGUAUGUGGACCUGGAUCAGAGCUGGAACCAGAAUCUGACAUCCUGUCGGGGUCUGAACUUGUAUCCGGAUCAGAAACCAAAUCAGUUUGCGAAUCUGAAUCAGUACCAGAUGCUGAGGUACCAUCAGUGUUUGAAUCCAACUCUGAGCCUGAACCUCCAUCUGAGAUCUUAUCAGGAUGUGAACCUGGAUCAGAACUGGAACCAGAAUCUGACACCCUGUCGGGAUCUGAACCCAAAUCUGAACUUGUAUCCGGAUCAGAAACCAAAUCAGUUUGUGAAUCUGAAUCAGUACCAGAUACUGAGGCACUAUCAGGGUUUGAACCCAAGUCUGAACCUGAACCUCCAUCUGAGAUCUUAUCAGUAUGUGGACCUGGAUCAGAGCUGGAACCAGAAUCUGACAUCCUGUCGGGGUCUGAACUUGUAUCCGGAUCAGAAACCAAAUCAGUUUGUGAAUCUGAAUCAGUACCAGAUACUGAGGCACUAUCAGGGUUUGAACCCAAGUCUGAACCUGAACCUCCAUCUGAGAUCUUAUCAGUAUGUGGAUCUGGAUCAAAGCUGGAACCAGAAUCUGACACGCUGUCGGGAUCUGAACCUUUGCCUCAUCCUCAGACCAUCUCUGAACCUCCAGAGAAUUCUGGACCUGAAGAUGAUCAGUCUACCAAUCAAAGUAGCAUUCCAGACUCCCCUGAACCUCAACCUGAACCUGAGAGAGUGUCCGAAUACCAACCCAACUCUGAACUGGUACCUGGGUCAGAAACCAAAUCAGUUUAUGAACCUGAAUCAGCACCAGAUGCUGAGGCACUAUCAUGGUUUGAACCCAACACUGAACCCGAGCUUCAAUCUCAGACAUUAAUAGGAUGUGAAUCUGGAUCAAAGCUGGGAUCAGAACCUGACACCCUGCUGGGAUCUGAAUCUUUACCUCAUCCUCAGACCAUCUCUGAACCUCCAGAGGGUUCUGGACCUGAAGAUGAUCAGUCUACCAAUCGAAGCCACACACAGGAACCAGACUCCCCUGAAGUCCAGACUGUAACCGGACCAGAGACAGUGUCAGAAUACGAACCCAACUCUGGAUCAGAAACCAUUUCAGUUUAUGAACCAGAGCCAGAACCUGAACCUGAGAAUCUAUCAGGAUAUGGACUCAACUCUAAACCUGAACCUCCAUCUGAGACCUUAUCAAGAUGUGAACUUGGAUCAGAACUGGUACCAGAACCAGACACCCUGUUGGGAUUUCAACCUAAAUUUGUGCCCAGAUCUGAAUCCAUAUCAAUUUAUGAACCUGAGUUAAUAUCAGUACCAGUACCAGAUGCUGAGGCACCAUCAGGGUUUGAACCCAAGUCUGAACCUGAACCUCCAUCUGAGUUCUUAUCAGUAUGUGGAUCUGGAUCAAAACUGGAACCAGAAUCUGACACGCUGUCGGUAUCUGAACCUUUACCUCAUCCUCAGACCAUCUCUGAACCUCCAGAGGAUUCUGGACCUCAAGAUGAUCAGUCUACCAAUCAAAGUAGCAUUCCAGACUUCCCUGAACCUCAACCUGAACCUGAGAGAGUGUCCGAAUACCAACCCAACUCUGAACUGGUACCUGGGUCAGAAACCAAAUCAGUUUAUGAACCUGAAUCAGUACCAGAUGCUGAGGCACUAUCAUGGUUUGAACCCAACACUGAACCCGAGCUUCAAUCUCAGACAUUAAUGGGAUGUGAAUCUGGAUCAAAGCUGGGACCAGAACCUGACACCCUGUCGGGAUCUGAACCUUUACCUCAUCAUCAGAGCAUCUCUGAACCUCCAGAGGAUUCUGGACCUGAAGAUGAUCACUCUACUAAUGAGAGUGAUGAAACGUGAAGAUGGACCCAUCUGAAGCAGAUGGGUUGGACUCUACAUCACAAAGGGAGAAACAGGAGAAGUCAACGAUGAACA